CACAACAAGGGCACCGUUUCACCAAGGAGUUCCCCGUCCCCACGCGCCAUCGUGCUUGAACUGUUUGCUUUCCAAGCCAUCGCAUUCCCCGCCAUUGACAAUGUCCAGCGAGGACGAAUUUGGAGACACCUCGUUCCUCGACGAUUUCGACGUCGACGCCGCCGGAUCCGCCGGAUCCGCCACCCCGGAGAAGCGUCCGCAUAGAACGAGCGGAAGCGACGGCUUCGGGGAUACCUCGUUCCUGGAUGAUUUCGAUGUCGAUGCCGCGGUUGCUGCGAGAGGGGGUCYCCCGGCCAACAAGAAGCGGCCCAGGGUCACACCGGAACCCCACCCGGGGCAGCGGCACUGCCGGCACCCAUCGACUGCUUUCCCGACGGAGGAACUGGAAGCCUGCGCGAAGCACUACUACGGGUACUCCUCCUACAAGAGCGGCCAGCUCGAUGCCAUCCGGGCGGUGCUGCGGGGCCAGGACGCAACGGUGUUCUGGGCAACCGGUUCGGGAAAGUCUCUCUGCUACCAAAUACCGGCCCUGUACUCGAAGAAGACGGCGGUGGUGAUCAGCCCGCUCAUUUCCCUCAUGAAGGACCAGGUCCUGCGCCUGAACGGUCUUUCCAGCGAGGCCCUCGCGACCUAUCUGGGUUCGGCCCAGACCGACGGUGCGGAGGAGCAGCGGGCUCUCCGCGGAGACUAUCGGUUGGUGUACAUCACCCCCGAGAAACUCAUGACCGGCGGGUUUCUCGAUCGACUGGCAGCCCUCGACCUGUGCUGCGUAGCCGUAGACGAGGCCCAUUGCGUCAGCCAGUGGGGCCACGACUUUCGCAAGGACUACCUGCACGCGGGAGAAGCCCUCCGAAACCAUCCGAGGCUGCGCACGGUUCCGAUCAUCGCCCUGACGGCAACCGCGGUCCCCCGGAUCCAGAACGACAUUGCCAAGAAUCUCCGGCUCCGAUCGCCCCACGUCAACAAGCAAUCCUUUGACAGGACCAACCUGUCCAUCCGGGUCACCCUCAAGGAACGGAACCAUCCWCUGCCGUCCGCUAUGGAGCCCCUGAUACGCUCCUUGCUUCGCGAAGAAAAAGGAUCCGGCGGUGCCAGCAGCACCAUCGUUUACGCCGCCACGCGAAACGCUACGGAAGAAGUCGCCUCGUACCUGCAGCAGCGCCUCUGCAACAAGAACAGCGCCGUGGACGUUCGGGCCUAUCACGCGGGCAUGACCACGGACCAAAGAAACGAAACCCACGUUCGAUUUCUGACGGGAAAGACCGCUGUCGUCGUGGCAACGGUUGCUUUUGGAAUGGGGAUCGACAAACCAGACACCCGGCGCGUCAUUCACUGGGGCCCGCCCAAGAGCGUCGAAGAAUACUACCAGCAGAUCGGUCGUGCCGGGCGCGAUGGCUUUCCCGCGGAAUGUGUUCUGUAUGCGUCUCCCAGCGAGUUCGACAAGUACAUGGACGAUUUUUACAUCGGUGACCUCGACGGUCCGGCUCGACAGGCUUCGAUCCAGAGCACCCGAGCCCUCAAAUCGUUCGCCCUGGACAAAGAGGGAUGCAGACGCAAGGGCCUCCUCGAUUUCUUCGGAGAAACACCGGCGUUCGGCGAGCGAUGUGGAACGUGCGAUACGUGUCUCGCGGCGAAACAAUUUGGCGACGACGCACUCCGUGACUUUGGGCCCGARGCGAGGCUGGUCUUGUCGGCGGUGUCCGGAUUGAGGGAAGCAUCGAUCGGAACCAUCGAGAAGGUUCUAAAAGGCAACAUCGUCGAGGGUUAUCGCUACGCCUACAGARCCAGCCCMGAAGCCCUCCAAACGAUGAUGACGGAAACGAGAAAGGCGUUGCCCAGAGCCAGAGCAUCGAUUCAGUUCUUGCGAGAGAUGGUAUCGACCCUUUCGCAGAAGGGGUAUUUGACCGAAGCUACCAAGUCGGCAAACCUGGGUGGYGGGAACUACAAGAGGUCUUGGACCGUCUACAACAUCAACGAGACCGGACGGCGGUGUUUGGGCGGGACCGAAAAGGUCGUACUUCCKGUGCCGGAAUCAAUCCGUGAAGCAGAACGCCAAGAAAAGGCGAGAAAAGAUAGGGUCCUCAAAAAUCUCGAGGAGAAGGGAGUUUCGCUCGACAAGCUGCCGUCCGAGGAAUUGGAAACGGGCGAUGGCGAGGUCAUCCGAGCCUAYACGAAAUGGAACAAUUACGUGGCCCUACAAGAGAAGCUCGGAAAGGAAGGCAGGAACGCAGAGCUGGAAGAAUUGCUGUCGCUGGURCAAGAGUGGCGAUCCAAUGCCGCCRUCGAGCACACAAUGGCCCCGGCGUCGGUCUUGCCGGAGCACAUCAUGCUCUCGAUCUCCUAUGCCGUGGCAACGUAUCCGGCCGGGGUAAAAGUAUCCAGAUCGGAUUUGAUUGCCGCGGGAGCGAGAACUCGCGAGCUCGAGUCACUGGCGGACAUUCUCAACAGCUGGAUCGAUCGUUAUCGUGCGGCCGACAAUCCAUCGGGAAGCUCUUCCGCAUCGGACCAGGCAAAGGACGUUCCGAUGAGGUUUGCUAGCGGUGGUCCGACUCAGGGAAAAAAGUGGGAAUUUGCGGUCUACAAACCCCAAAAGAAAACGGGAAUGGCAACCUGGGAAUCCUCGUACGAACGAUUUGCCGCAGGCGAGUCGCCACAGGCCAUAUCCAUGUCACCGGCAAACKGCCGGCCCAUCCAAGUGAUGACUGUGGUGGGUCACAUACAGGACGCCUUCUUGCACGGCAGACCCGUCGAUUUGCAACGCCUCUCCUCGAUAUCGAAGCCGCCAACAAAGAACCAAUGGAUGGAACUCGAGCAGGCAAAAGAAUCGACCGGAAUGGAUCCAGUGGGCAACCCCUCGUGUUCUGGYSUCGAUGGAGGUUCCUUCACGYUGACCGAAUUCCUGCGCCCCGUGAUGGGCGACGACUUYAUGGAAACCCCCCGGGAAGACCGAUCCGAAAGCGACAAGGCAAGGUUUGGAGAGUGGUGCGGCGUGCUGAAGUGGUAUCUCUUCAUGAAGCGAGCCGGUGUCGAGCCGGUCUUUUGASUGYGCUGCAUGGAAAAUCCCGCCUUUCGAAUGUCAAACUCUUUGGGGUCUAGUGUGUAAUCUUGUGUAAUA
Molecule: messenger RNA, 3115 nt
Organism: Pseudo-nitzschia multistriata
Lineage: Eukaryota; Bacillariophyta; Bacillariophyceae; Bacillariales; Bacillariaceae
Source: the annotation of a GenBank genome assembly